GCCACUGUCGGACAUUGCGGUAGGUGAAGCGCCUGCUGCAAUGUUCGCAUGGCGGGAGGAAACCCAGCCUGGAGUCCGCUGCACCCGAGCCCGGGCUUUCUGCUCAAGUGCGGCAAGGAGCACGAGAAACUCAAGCUCCGCAUUCGCUCACAGUUGCAGAGCCACAUGCUAAGUCUGUUUGAAGACGGACUCUUCUCGGAUGUGACCAUCGAGUCAUUGCCAGGUGACUCCUCCGAUGGUCCUGUAUUGAAAGCUCACAAGGCAGUUCUCUUGGUGAGAGUGCCUUUCUUCUGGAAGCGUCUUGUCGAGAAGUGUGCAGUCUCUGGCAAAGGAACCAAUGAGUUUGCUGUGCCUCUUGACAAGGACUUGUUGAGAGACUUCCUCAGGAGUGUCUACUCUGAUGACGACAUUAGAAAAAAAGAACAUGACAUCCUCCGGGCCCUAUGUGCUCAAGAUGGCCCUCCGUCCACUGAUGAUGAAGGUGGUGACGAAGAUUUUCAGGAUGUGACUGGCGAGGCAAAUACUGAAGAAGCUACUCAAGGAGGAGCACAGAACUCUUCACCCAGUGGGCCAGGUGGAGACAUUGACGAGGCUCCGAGCAGUUCCUUCGGUCAAAUGGGUGCUGAAGAUUCUCUAGAGAAUUUCCGUGCCUGCUUCGUCAGUCACAGUGAUGGCCUCUGCAUAGAGAGCCAUGCCCCAGCUACCAGUAACGUGGAAGAGCCCUUGGAUAGCUUAUGCGACAACAGCCAAGUGUACGACGAAAGUCAGGUUUGCGAUGACGUGUCUGAGAGCCGGGACGAGUGUUCUCUCAGCAUGAACAGCAGCAUGGUGCGGAGUGGCACAUUUGAUCUGCAGAGCCAAAUGCCACUCGAUAUGGCCAUUGAAAAUUGGAAUGGGGAUGAGGCUGCAGCUUUAAUUGGUGCUCGGGAGUGCGUGGAGCAACAGAGAAAUGCAGAGCCAAAAGCUGCAGGCGAUCGAAAGGCAGAUGCAAAAGUAUGUACAGAGCAAGAUGGAAAAUCCUUGGCUACAAUGCCGGCGUUCUUCUUACAUGAAAAAUCGUCUGCUCCUAUGCCAGUCUCAUACCAACGUUUUCCCCAGACACCCAAAGUCACCAGUCAUUUAGGAGGGGGAAGAGAGGGCUCGGCGGGUGCCUUUGGAAUGAAUGAUUCCGGCUUCCUCUCCCAAAACACAUCAGUAACUGAGGCAGUGGCUUACGACAGCCUCAAUAACACAGGGGAAACACCCUUACGAAGUGCCAUAGAACAAAGUGAAAGUAGGCCUAACCCGGGACACCAUUCAUCUAGUGCUUUGUUUCCCUUCUACAUUGACAUGAAUAGAGCAAGAGCAGAAGAAAAGCAAUCUCAGCAGCAGCGAGAGCCCUCAAACCAGGGUUCCUCUUUAUAUAUGUACAUAGAUGCCAAUGGAGAAGCCAGUGCUGGCCAGGUGCAAAAGAGGUCACCAUCAAGCAAGUCCAAGGCAGAUAGUGAUUCAUCAAAGCGGCCGCAGUCCUGCUACAUGUACGUAGACUUUAACACAGUUCGUCAUGAAGAAUCUCAACCUGAUGAAAAGUCGUCCUCGCGAACAGUGCCACGAACCCUGUCUCUUUCUAUGUUCAUUGACAUCAAUGACGACCAGAGCGACAGCGUCGUCUGUGCUCAAGAAGCGUACAGUAAUAACCAGGGAAAUCCUGCAAAAAAGGGUGAGAAUGCUGUGGAGAGACAGCGAAGCAUUGUUGAACACUGCAUGUGGGAGCAUUUUGAACGCGAAGAGAUACUGGUGGUAUCGGAGGAGAUCCCUACAACUCUGCAGCCUACAAGGCCUGCUGUCGGGGAUGACGUGUCUUCUCCUAGGCGGGCCAUGACCGAUCAUAUAAAAGUCCAGCCUUCUGAAGUGUGCCUGCUCCCAAUGAGCCCUAUUCCGCGGCGCAAGACAAAGCCGGAGUCUGUGAAGCCAGCUCCAAGGACUUUACCAGUAAAGUCAUCUACACGUCCGCAGGAUGUUUACGCCAUGACCUUUCGCAGGCCUGAGCCAUGUGGUGGAGAGGACAGCGAUUCUCUCGAGCACGAGAGUGACAGGGAAGCUGAUGUGCCAGAAAAGAAGUCACUACCCGAAUCAGAGGAGUUAACAGCAGCAGUAGCAGUGGUUGAAGGAAGUGACAGUGUAUCAGGCCCAUCAACGUCACUUGUUAAGAAACCAGAAGCAGGCAUUCCUUUGAUCAAAGCUCAGACGAGUGAAAUACAGGAGCCCCCUGCAGCCACUACCAAGGAAUCUGUAAUCAGGCCCCCAUUUUCGCCUGUAGAUGGUGAUGACGAUUCAGAGACUGUUUACUCAGAGGUGUCUGAAGUCAGUUGCCUGUCAAGCAUUGACAAGCGAAUGCAAGGGUCUGGCUGCAGCCCCGAGAGACUGGGUGCUUGCUCCAAGCUGGGAGACGACCUGCUCCGGAUGUUCAUUGGACAGAUGGAGACAGACGUCACAAUUCGUGUGGAAGGCAAGGACAUCGGUGCACAUAGAUUUAUUCUGGCAUCACGGUCCGACUACUUCUCACUUAUCUUCAGGAAGGAAUUCGCUGCUGAGGAGAGUGAGACAAUUAGCAUGGAUGGGUUCACACACGAUGCAGUAGUUUUUGCCCUUCACCACCUGUAUGGCGGCGCAGCUACUCCUCCACGGGAGGUGCAUGUCUCCGAGCUGGCUCUGCUGGCUGAAGUGCUCGGCGUUGACAGCUUGCGACGGGUGGUGGUAUCCCAUGUGCGCACCUACUACUGCCACUUCUUCCACAAGCCUUGCAGUCAGUGCAUAGCAGGUGUGGUCGAAUGCCUGCAGAUGGCACCAUGCUGCAGUGGGCUGCGGGAGUUGCAGACACGGGCUGUACAAUGGGCAGGGCGUCACUACAUUCGUGUCUGGCCUCACCGGGCUUUUGCUUCUGUUCCCGAGCACUGGCAGCAGCAGUGCUAUGCAGCCACACUACAAGCACUGACCGCGGAGACAGCUGUUGAUAUGGCCCUCAAUUGUGAGCGCCUGUCUGUGACUCUGCCACGGGUGCGGUGGGCCGAGUCGGCAUUGUCCCUUGCCAAUCGCCUGCUGCAUGACUGUGUGGGCCUCAUGUCAAGGGAGUUCGACCAAGUGCUUCAGAGCAAGUCCUUUCUUGACCUUGGAAAGGGCCAAAGCUGGAACAUCACUGCUCUUGAAGACACAUUGCUGGCAGCAGUGGAAGGACUGACCCCUGAUGCGGCCUGUUUGUCGUGCAUCGCCCUUGCCCGUCUGCUGCCUGAAGAUGACAGCCAACAAAUGCAGUGGACACAAAACUUCACUGACUUACUGCGGAAGAUUCAUCGGCAGUGUGAACGGUUUCUGAUUCACAAUGCCAAUCGUGUGGUUCACUGCCAAAGCUGGUCGUCCCUUUCUCCUCAGCUUCAAAAGAAGAUCAGGGAUGCUGCCGUCAUUGUGUUUGAGUUUGAAAAGCCCCUUGCUCCACCACCGAGGCUGUCCAGCUUACGACGACCUCGGCGCAAGUCCGCAGGAGGUGCAGGGACUACAGAUACUGGUGGUGAAGCCUCGAAGGAUAGCGCUUCACCUUCACCUGCUCGAAGGCCGCGAUCACUCGCUCAGGGUGUCUCAUCUUCCUCACCCAAGACAUCUGGCAGUGACUCAUCUGAGCUGCACGGGCCAACCCCUCUUUCAACAGCAGGACCAUCUAGACCUACUGCUAUUACCAGGAGGUCAAAUGCUGGCAGCACAGGAGGUCAGGGGUUAUCCAACCAAGCAGACAGCAAGCGCCCUGCAGGGUCACCAGUUGAUUCAAAAGCUGCUCUUACGGGUGCCUUGUCCAAAAGCCUUGAUAGCUACCGGGAGUCUUCAUCAGACUCUGGGAAAGAACAGGCAACCCCACGAAGCGAGAAGAAGAUGGCAAUAGGUGCUCGAAAUUCCAGAGCUCGAAUCACCAGAGGUGCUCGAUCAUUUCCAAAUGUGCCAAGAGACCUUGGUGCAAGGCCAAAGUCAGUGGCAACGUGGGCUGCUCCUGUUGCCCACAGCUCCCCAAUUAACGGCGGCAUUACUGGCGAAAGAGGCAAUGAUGUUAGCUCAAGCUCGCCGAUUCCCUUAACAGUUUGGGCUAACCCGCAGUCCCGGCCACCGACUCAAUACUUCCAGAGCCUGCGGCAGGUCCAGUCCAAAGUUGACUCAGGUCGGCCUCCUCAUCGAUGCUCAGGACAGGUUGUGCGCGUGCCUCCAUUCACCAUCAAGAGCGACAUGCCGCCCGCCACGGCUGCCGUGGAUGAUGGCACUGCAGUGGCAGAAGUAGUGAGACCACCUGAUUCACACCACAGCCUUCAACGUGGAAGCUCUUUGGGCAUUGCUAGCAACAACAAUAAUCUUAUGGGCAAUGGUGGUGCAAAUCGAGAAGAGGAAGAUGAUGCUUGCGACAAUUCCUCUGGUGCAACAGGCGAGCCUUCGCCUGAUGCCUCGCCGGACUUUGUGGCUGAGAUUGAUGCGGAGUCUAACCUAGUCAGCCACUGCCUUCAGGAGGCUGAGCUGCUGGAACGCGAAUUGUCACGCAAGCUUCGCAAACAGAAACGGGGCCCUGAUCCUGACGUUGUCCCCUACACGAGACCCCCCGCUCUACGAGGUGGUGCUACAGCAUCUGCUUCUGGAGCAGCCUCCGGGAACCUGCCACACCGACGCCGCACUGCCUCCACUUCCGAGGCAAGGGCAAAAUCUAGUAGCGGUCUAUUGACUGCUCAUUCUCGAGCUGCGUCUCUGCACGGUCCACUGCCACCAUCGUCUGCAAAGAGCCCAUCGUCCGCUUUGGCAUCCAGAUCUACACACAUGACUAGUAGGUCUCCCGGCACAGGUGGACCCACAAUGGUCGUGAGAAUUCCCGGUGUCUCUGCCCCAGCUAUGCACCUCCAGGGCAGGGCAGUCUCCGGGUCAGAUCCUAGGCCACCGCAGAGGGUGUCUGGCAUCGCUGUGUCUACAAAGCCAAGCAUUCGCCGGUGAUGACUCUGUAAACUACAAUUUUAACAAAAACACAGUUUGCAUAAGUGGCAUUCUUGACUGAAGAUGAUGUGUGAGGGGACUGUAUUCAUUUAGCUUCAAGUAAGUACAGUGCAGCCUCUAGUUUGAAGAAAAUAAGGCUGCUAUUUUAAUGCAAAGAAAGCCAAGGUAUCUGACAGUGUGUUCACACACCUUCGAAAGCCUUGUUUAUGCAGGAGCUCUCAAAAGUUUUAAUUUCUUCUUCACAGACUAGAUUUCGAACUUAUAGCCACAUGUCUAUGGAGAUGAUAUAUUUUGAUUUUCAAAAUAUACGGGGUAGCUGCAAUUUUUUUUGCUUGUUUGCCAUUUUUUAUUAACUUUUUCAAUUUAUAUAUCUUUAGCGGCCUUGGCAGAAAAGAGCAGUCUCACUACAUGCUAGCAUAGUGUACGUGGCAACAGCAGAAUGAUUGGAUGAACGUCUUGUAGUCUGUUGUCGUCUUGUGAAAUAACUUCUCCUUUGUAUUGCAACAAACUGUGGCAAAGGGUUAGUUAUUUUAUACUGCUCUCAUCAUCUGAAGUCAAAUCGGUAUUUACUUGAAGACAGCGUGAAGCUUCCAAGUAAACCUCAUGUCAGUUUCUUGAAAACUGGCUUCUUAUGAGUUAGUCAUGAUAAGCAAUAAUUAGCUGAGCAAAAUUAACAGUGCAAAGCUGAAGGUCACUGAAACUUCCUCUUAUGGUCAGGUCGCUUCAUUAUUUUUCCUCUUUGUAUGUUUCCAUUGAACAGAACUGAUUUGCUAUGCUGUCGUCUAGCCAUGGAGCGUUACUUUCAAGCAUCCUAGAUCUAUAUUUAAAUAGCAUUGCUGCUCUCUGGGAGACUCAAAUGUCAAGUUUGCUUUCAAACUUAUUCACUCAUUUCUCACUUCAGUGUGUAUGAGUGAGAACAACUACACGAAGUUUUUUUUUUUACCAUCAUAUCUAGAAUCAAGUUAGCGACCUAUAAUGCGGCAACAAAAAAACUAAAUGUGCAGUUCUGACUGAAAGGGCAAAUCAUUUACAGCAAUAGCAAGGUAUUGAAAUAAAUGUCAUAAAGAUGGUAUUAGCUUUUUUGUAGUAGAAAUUUCAUAAAAAUUUUCUAUAACAACUGAACAUGUGUGAUGUCAAAUUAGAGAGAAGCAUGUCAUGCUGCCUCUAUCUUCCUAUCAUGUCACUGUGCUGUGUGUCUAAAACACGGCUAACCGUGUAAACCACGUGCAUCAGGGCAUCAACUAUCUUAAAUUUAAGUGCUGUCCUGAAGAGACUUCACCCCACACAUGUUGCUUCUUCAUUUCUAGCAUAGCACUGUUUCAUUUUGCCUUUCGGGCAUUGUUCUUGGUUCACUGUUUAAAGACAAUGCUAGCCAGGACAGAUUUGAUUGAAAGGAUAGGAAGUUGGGGCCUCGCUGCAUAAUGCAGUCAAUGUUUUUUUUUACAAGUGUGCUUGUGUGCAUGCAUGGGUGCAUGCAUGGGAAUUCGGUCAAUGUGGCUAGAGUGGAUGUGUAAUCACACAUACACAAAAACCACUGUUUUUGUGUGAGACUGUUCUAGCACUGUUGACGCUAAAAAGGACAGUUACUAACUGGAAAUUAGAGACAGCGUCAGGGUAUCAUUUUUUUAUAGAUUGUAUGUAAAAAAGCUGCAACUUUUUAGUGGUCUCUUCAGUCACUGUUGGCUCACCCUUUUUUAUUCCUUUUCUUUAAGCAGCAUUCACCAACCAAAGAGAAGUUCCUAUAUGAGCAUCUCAACUAUACGUUUAUUUAUUAGCUGUCGACAUUUCCCACUUUACAUAUAUGUUUCUGUAUAAAAACAGGUUCAUGCACAUGUGUGGGCAACUUAAAUACCAUCUCAAUAUGCCGUAAUUGUGACUUAUAUGUGUUCAUAUUAUCAAAACAUUGUGCUAUCAAAAGUAGUAAUAUGUUUCAAAUAUAGCAGCUUAUGUGGAAAUUGAUUAUCCCUGAGUAAUUAAUGAUGAGGUGUUAAACAAAAUGUAUUCCCUGUAAUGGGGUAAAGUCAUAGUGCAUUGGGCAUGCACUUUUGCACGCUCUCACUGUCUUUGCUCAAGUAAACAUAGGCAGGUAAUGUGUUGGAUUUAUCAUAAUUCAAUAUACACAUGCUAAUUCAUAAUUAUGGAGAGUGAUAGAGCCAUGAAAAACAGUUGUGCUAAGUUUCUACUUUCUCUUUUCACGUGUACGUCACUAAUAUGUCUUUGGGCAAGAUUUGUGGACAGCACUUUUAAGCCUAUGGUAAUGUUCAUGGAAAACAAAUAAGCGGUAUUCUGGUUUGGUGUUUGACAUUUGCACCAGUCACUCAGGUCACUUUAUGCAACCUACACCAGUUUUGAUAUAGAAUUUCAUGUCAUAGCUGUCAUUUGUUUUUUCUGAUAAUGUGCACCAGACCAAAAAUUGUCCUUGCAAUGCGAGUUUAUUUUAUCUGCAAUGGUUGCAGAAAUGCCUAAUUGAAAUGAAAGCAGCACAAUUACUAGGCCUAAUGUUCUGCUCACCCUUCCCAUGCUGGCUGUUUGUUUUUCAGAAUGCUGCUGUGGUUGUGACUUUUUCUUAGAACACCAAAUGUGUUAGGCUAAGUGUUACUGCAGGGUCAUGGCCCCAACACAUAACAUAGCAAGCAUUCGUGCCAUUUGCUUUUAUAUGUCUGUAUUUUUGUGUGUUUGGAGAUUUCUACACCUCCUGUCACUGUGGGUUCCUGUUCAAGAGAGUAUAUAUUGUUCAUGUUUAGCUGAGUUACAGUGUUUUACAUUAUAUGUUCAACCUUUUCUACGUCACAGAUGAAGUAAUGCUCAUGUUGGUCCUUAUGCACUCGUAUCUCAUAUGUAUUUAUAAUGAGAUAUGUUGUUUUUGCUUGAUCUAUCUGAAACGUCUUUUUUUUUUUUUUUUGUUUCUGUUGCAUGCUACUUUUGCCCUUCUUGUGUGUGCGUGAAUUUUUUAAGUCAUCUGCUUGAGACCAAAGAUUUUUGCACUAUAUUCAAAUUUCAACAAACUGAUGGGAGUCACUGCUUUGGCUGCAUUCUUUUGUGACUGAUGCCAUGCAGAAAAGUACAAGAAUGACUGUCUUGACAAAAAAAGUGUUCGGGGAGUGACACACGACAUUUCUUUCCAAUGUACCCUAAUAUGGUACUGUUUAUUGUCAUUUCCACUUCUAGCAAUUGUCAUGCAUAAUAAUUUCCGAUGGAG
Messenger RNA from Rhipicephalus microplus (southern cattle tick), 8191 nucleotides. RefSeq lists its product as uncharacterized. Lineage: Eukaryota; Metazoa; Arthropoda; Arachnida; Ixodida; Ixodidae. Gene Ontology annotation, molecular function: protein binding. The record is from RefSeq and is a predicted model, not a curated record.